Calidris pugnax (ruff) is the source of this 3764-nucleotide messenger RNA. It is a transcript of the gene UBE4A, whose product is annotated as ubiquitination factor E4A. Gene Ontology annotation, biological process: protein polyubiquitination. The transcript has 19 exons. Gene Ontology annotation, cellular component: nucleus; ubiquitin ligase complex; cytoplasm. Gene Ontology annotation, molecular function: ubiquitin-ubiquitin ligase activity. Bases 104 to 3328 code for a protein of 1074 amino acids. NCBI's taxonomy places the organism in Eukaryota, Metazoa, Chordata, Aves, Charadriiformes, Scolopacidae. The record is from RefSeq and is a predicted model, not a curated record.
CCGGUGACGCAGUUCCGGUGGCGCCGCGGGGCGGCGGGCGGAGGCGCGCGGCGGGGCCGGUCCCGGAGCCCCCUCCACAGCCCAUGGCGUGGUGCUGAGGGCCAUGACCGACCAGGAGAACAACAACAGCAUCUCCGGCAACCCCUUCGCCGCGCUCUUCGGCUCCCUCGCCGACGCCAAGCACUUCGCCGCCGGGCAGCAGCUCCGCCGCCGGCCGCCCGCAGUCGAGGAGCCGUCGGUGGGGCAGGAUGACUCGGACAACAGCGUGUCGGAGAGCCUGGAGGAGAGCGAGUACUCGGCGGCGGAGAUCAGCCGCGCCUUCCGCUCCCAGCGGGAGCUCUGCCAGCGCCUCAACACCAACCACAUGAUCCAGCGCAUCUUCCUCAUCACCCUCGACAACAGCGACCCCAGCAUGAAGAGCGGGAACGGGAUCCCGGCACGCUGCGUCUACCUGGAGGAGCUGGCUGCUGAGCUGGAGGAGCAGGACUGGCUGGACAUGGACAACGUGGAGCAGGCCCUCUUCACCCGGCUGCUGCUGCCGGAGCCGGGCAACCACCUCAUCCACAUGACGCCCAGCGGCACCCAGAACCUCUCGGCCGACCGGGACGCCGGGGAGAGGCAGAUCCUGCGCUACCUCUACGCCUGCUUCCAGAGGGCCAGGGAAGAGAUCACCAAGGUGCCCGAGAACCUGCUGCCCUUCGCCGUGCGCUGCCGCAACCUGACCGUGUCCAACGCCCGCACCGUCCUCCUCACCCCCGAGAUCUACGUCGACCAGAAUGUCUAUGAGCAGCUGGUGGAGCUGAUGCUGGAGGGGCUGAGAGGGGGGCACUUCGAGGAGGUGACGGAGUUCCUGGAGGAGGUGAUAGAGGCCCUGACGGGGGACGAGGAGGUGCGGACCUUCGGGGAGGUGAUGGUCCCCGUGUUCGACAUCCUGCUGAGCCGAGUGAAGGACCUGGAGCUCUGCCAGAUGCUGCUCUACUCCUACCUCGACGUGCUGCUCUACUUCACCCGGCAGAAGGACACGGCCAAGGUUUUUGCCGGGUACAUCCAGCCCAAGGACCCCAGCAACGGGCAGAUGUACCAGAAGACCCUGCUGGGCGCCGUGCUCAACAUCUCCUGCUUGCUGAAGACCCCCGGGGUGGUGGAGAACCACGGCUACUUCCUGAACCCGGCCCGGUCCAGCCCCCAGGAGAUCAAGGUGCAGGAAUCCAACAUCCACCAGUUCAUGGCCCAGUUCCACGAGAAGAUCUACCAGCUGCUGAAGAACCUGCUGCAGUUGUCUCCCGAGACCAAGCACCGGCUGCUCUCCUGGCUGGGGAACUGCCUCCACGCCAACGCCGGCCGCACCAAGAUCUGGGCCAACCAGAUGCCCGAGAUUUUCUUCCAGAUGUUCGCCUCUGACGCCCUGUUCCUGGGGCUGGGGGCUGCGCUGCUGCGGCUCUGCCAGCCCUUCUGCAAACCCGGCUCCCCCCGGCUUCUCACCUUCAACCCCACCUACUGCGCCCUCAAGGAGCUCAACGAGGAGGAGAGGAGGAGCAAGAAUGUGCACAUGAAAGGUUUGGAGAAGGAGACGUGUUUGAUCCCUGCCGUCAGCGAGCAGGAGCCGGAGUUUGCCAACAGCUACAACCUGGUGACGGAGAACCUGGUCCUCACCCAGUACACCCUGCACCUGGGGUUCCACAGGCUGCACGACCAGAUGGUGAAGAUAAACCAAAGCCUCCAUCGCCUGCAAGUGGCGUGGCGCGAGGCCCAGCAGAGCUCCAGCCCGGCGGCCGAGGGCCUGCGGGAGCAGUUCGAGCGCCUGAUGACCAUCUAUCUCUCCACCAAGACGGCCAUGACAGAGCCCCAGAUGCUGCAGCACUGCCUGAACCUGCAGGUCUCCAUGGCGGUGCUGCUGGUCCAGCUGGCCAUGGGCAACCGGGGCACCGAGCCCCUGGAGCUCACUUUCCCACUGCCCCAGGUGGAAAACAGCGCCUUGGCCUACGUGCCCGAGUUCUUCGCCGAUAACCUGGGCGACUUCUUCAUUUUCCUGCGGCGUUUCGCUGACGAUGUCCUGGAGAGCUGUGCCGACUCCCUGCAGCACGUCCUGCACUUCGUCACUGUCUUCAUGGGCGACGUGGAGAGGAUGAAGAACCCCCACCUGCGGGCCAAGCUGGCGGAGGUGCUGGAGGCCGUGAUGCCUCACUUAGACCAGGCCCAGAACCCCCUGGUCUCCAGCGUGUUCCACCGCAAGCGGGUCUUCUGCUCCUACCCCCACGCCGCCCAGCUGGCCGAGGCCCUCAUCAGGGUCUUCGUGGACAUCGAGUUCACCGGUGACCCCCACCAGUUCGAGCAGAAGUUUAACUACCGCCGGCCCAUGUACCCCAUCCUCAGGUACAUGUGGGGCACCGACUCCUACCGCCACAGCAUCAAGGCGCUGGCUGACUACGCCUCGGAGAACCUGGAGGCCAUGAACCCCCCGCUCUUCCUGCGCUUCCUCAACCUCCUGAUGAACGAUGCCAUUUUCCUGCUGGAUGAGGCCAUCCAGUACCUCAGCAAGAUCAAGGUGCAGCAGAUCGAGAGGGACCGCGGGGAGUGGGACGGGCUGUCCCCGGAGGCGCGGCGGGAGAAGGAGUCCAGCCUGCAGAUGUUCGGGCAGCUGGCCCGCUUCCACAACAUCAUGUCCAACGAGACCAUCGGCACGCUGGCCUUCCUCACCUCGGAGAUCAAGUCGCUGUUCGUGCACCCCUUCCUGGCCGAGCGCAUCAUCUCCAUGCUCAACUACUUCCUCCAACACCUGGUGGGCCCCAAAAUGGGCGCUCUGAAAGUGAAGGAUUUCAGUGAGUUCGACUUCAAGCCGCAGCAGCUGGUGUCUGACAUCUGCACCAUCUACCUGAACCUGGGGGAUGAGGAGAACUUCUGCGCCACGGUGCCCAAGGAUGGCCGCUCCUACUCGCCCACCCUCUUUGCCCAGACCGUCCGCGUCCUGAAGAAGAUCAACAAGCCUGGCAACAUGAUUGUGUCCUUCAGCAACCUGGCCGAGAGGAUCAAGUCCCUGGCAGACCGGCAGCAGCAGGAGGAGGAGACGUACGCGGACGCCUGCGACGAGUUCCUGGAUCCCAUCAUGAGCACCCUGAUGUCGGACCCGGUGAUCCUGCCCUCCUCCCGCGUCACCGUUGACCGCUCCACGAUAGCCCGGCACCUCCUCAGCGACCAGACGGACCCUUUCAACCGGAGCCCCCUCACUAUGGACCAGAUCCGACCCAACACGGAGCUGAAGGAGAAAAUCCAGCGGUGGCUGGCGGAGCGCAAGCAGCAGAAGGAGGAGCUGGAGGAGCGGCUGAGCUGAGACCUGGGCUCCCACCGGAGAACGGCCCCGGGGGGGCUGCGGCGCCGCUCUGUGACCCCCCCCUCCAGCCGGACCCCAUUCCGCAGUGCCAGGGACUCCCAGGACUCUCCCUUUUCCACCUCCUCCUGCCUUCUCCUCUGCAGACUCGCUCUUUCACACUCAGACUCUCCACUUUCUCCAGCUCCGGGCCUGGGGAUGCCCCGGUGUCCCAGCCCUCUCUUUAUCGUGCUCUUUUCCAGCGACACCAAAACCCCCCUCUGCUCCGCGGCUGUUUCCCCCACCCCCCCACCCCGUACCUCGCAUCCCCGGGGGCGAUGCGGGCAGGGAUGGGGGGCGGCCAUGCCAGCCCGUACUGCCGGUUGUGUAGCAGGGUUUGAUUUCCCCACCGGCGGCGGGGAACGGAGGGGGCCUUGGCAAUUAAACAUAGAUGAUCUUA